AUCCCGGGCCCGGGCAGGGAGUUGGGAAUGCUGCUGGAGCUGGGGCUGUGCUCUGCUCUCCCCCGGGCAGACAUCGUGGGCACGCUGCGGCCCGACGAGAAGGCCAUCAUGACCUACGUGUCCUGCUUCUACCACGCCUUCUCCGGGGCCCAGAAGGCGGAGACGGCGGCCAAUCGGAUCUGCAAAGUGCUGGCUGUGAACCAGGAGAACGAGCAGCUCAUGGAGGACUACGAGCGCCUGGCCUCGGAUGACAUCGGGGCGGGCUGGCAGCGCCUGGAGCAGGCCGAGAAGGGCCACGAGGAGUGGCUGCUGACGGAGCUGCGGCGCCUGGAGCGCCUGGAUCACCUGGCCGAGAAAUUCCGGCAGAAAGCCUCGAUCCACGAGGGCUGGACGGAAGGUAAGGAGGUGGCCCUGCGGGAGCGGGACUCGGGCACCUCGCUGGCCCAGGUGCGGGCGCUGCUCCGCAAGCACGAGGCCUUCGAGUCGGACCUGGCGGCGCACCAGGACCGCGUGGAGCAGAUCGCCGCCAUCGCCCAGGAGCUCAACGAGCUGGAUUACUACGACUCGCCGAGCGUCAACGCGCGCUGCCAGAAGAUCUGUGACCAGUGGGACCUGCUGGGCUCGCUGACCCACGGCCGCCGCCAGGCGCUCGAGGUCAGCCCUGGGGAGAGGGGAGGGCGGGGAUCCACCCCGAGCUGGGACCCCCAGCCGGGAUCCACCCCGAGCUGGGACCCCAACCCGGGAUCCACCCCGAGCUGGGACCCCCACCCGGGAUCCACCCCGAGCUGGGACCCCCACCCGGGAUCCACCCCCACCCGGGACCCCCCCCCGGGCUUCGACCUUUGGGGUCUCAGGGGAUGGCACAUGGUGGAAUUGGGGUCUCAGGGCUGUCCCCACCUGUGCCCAGGUAAGGAGGUGGCCCUGCGGGAGCGGGACUCGGGCACCUCGCUGGCCCAGGUGCGGGCGCUGCUCCGCAAGCACGAGGCCUUCGAGUCGGACCUGGCGGCGCACCAGGACCGCGUGGAGCAGAUCGCCGCCAUCGCCCAGGAGCUCAACGAGCUGGAUUACUACGACUCGCCGAGCGUCAACGCGCGCUGCCAGAAGAUCUGUGACCAGUGGGACCUGCUGGGCUCGCUGACCCACGGCCGCCGCCAGGCGCUCGAGGCGGGGCUGCACGCGCUGCAGCUGCCGCCCGGCAACCCCUACACGUCGGUCACGCCGCAGCUCAUCGACGCCAAGUGGGAGCGGGUGCAGCAGCUGGUGCCCAAGCGGGACCAGGCGCUGCAGGAGGAGCAGAGCCGGCAGAACUCCAACGAGCGCCUGCGGCGCCAGUUUGGCAGCCAGGCCAACCGCGUGGGGCCCUGGAUCCAGACCAAGAUGGAGGAGAUCGGCCGGAUCUCCAUCGAGAUGAACGGGACCCUGGAGGACCAGCUGAACCACCUGAAGGAGUACGAGCAGAACAUCGUGGAGUACAAACCCAACCUGGAGCUGCUGGAGCAGCAGCACCAGCUGGUGCAGGAGGCGCUCAUCUUCGACAACCAGCACUCCAACUACACCAUGGAGCACCUGCGCGUGGGCUGGGAGCAGCUGCUGACCACCAUCGCCCGGACCAUCAACGAGGUGGAGAACCAGAUCCUGACGCGCGACGCCAAGGGCAUCAGCCAGGAGCAGAUGCAGGAGUUCCGCGCCUCCUUCAACCACUUCGACAAGGACCACGGCGGGGCCCUGGGCCCGGAGGAGUUCAAGGCCUGCUUGAUCAGUCUGGGCUACGACGUCGAGAACGACCGGCAGCCGAAGCGCCGCACGGACUCCAAGGACUUCCGCGCCCUGCUGGGCCCCGCGGGAUCCGGCCUGGGCGACGCGGAGUUCCAGCGGAUCAUGGCCGUGGUGGAUCCCAACGGCAGCGGCAGCGUCACCUUCCAGGCCUUCAUCGACUUCAUGUCCCGGGAAACCACGGACACGGACACGGCCGAGCAGGUCAUCAACAGCUUCCGCGUGCUGGCCGGGGACAAGAACUACAUCACGGCGGCCGAGCUGCGGCGGGAGCUGCCGGCGGCGCAGGCCGAGUACUGCAUCGCCCGCAUGGCGCCCUACCCCGGCCCCGACGGCGUCCCCGGCGCGCUGGACUACAAAUCCUUCUCCACGGCGCUCUACGGCGAGAGCGACCUCUGAGCGCCUCCCCGGGAUCCCCCAGGGCCCCCCGGGAUCCCUGAGCGCCUCCCCGGGAUCCCUGAGGAUCCCCCAGGGUCCCUGAGCGCCUCCCCGGGGCCCCCCGGGAUCCCUGAGCACAUCCAAGGGCCCCUCAGGAUCCCUUGGGAUCCCU
Molecule: messenger RNA, 2323 nt
Organism: Passer montanus (Eurasian tree sparrow)
Lineage: Eukaryota; Metazoa; Chordata; Aves; Passeriformes; Passeridae
Product: alpha-actinin-1-like
Exons: 14
Coding region: 28-2172 (714 amino acids)
Biological process (GO): actin cytoskeleton organization; muscle cell development
Cellular component (GO): cortical actin cytoskeleton; Z disc; cell junction
Molecular function (GO): actin filament binding; calcium ion binding
Source: RefSeq, a predicted model, not a curated record